Puccinia graminis f. sp. tritici CRL 75-36-700-3 is the source of this 2012-nucleotide messenger RNA. RefSeq lists its product as uncharacterized. Bases 411 to 1778 code for a protein of 455 amino acids. The transcript is spliced from 3 exons. NCBI's taxonomy places the organism in Eukaryota, Fungi, Basidiomycota, Pucciniomycetes, Pucciniales, Pucciniaceae. The record is from RefSeq and is a predicted model, not a curated record.
GAAAUUUCAAGCAAACAAAUACGAGUUCGUGAGUUGCAGUUUGUUUUGAUAUGGGGCCAAGAGUCUUUCGAUCAUGAUGGUUUAUGAGAUCAAAGUGGAUAUAUCGAUCAAGAAUCAAACUUGUUGAGGAACUCCAGUCCUGUCCAUCCCAUGUAAAUAUGUCUGUCUCCUGAAGAAUUGUUGGUGUUGGGUUGAGUGUGGUGGCAGAGGGUUUGUUUCUUAUUUGUUCUCAGCUUGUUCCUCGGAUUCCAGGAUUCAGCCAUCUUCCUUGUUGUUCCUUCCGAUGUAUCCUUAUCCUGCUGUGAAAACAAUUGUGCUUCCGUCGAUUAGCCUUUGCUCGACUUGUUCUUCGUAAUCAAUAUCAUCUGUCCCCUGUUUUCUUGGACUUCAACGCUAUACAUAGAGGGAAGAUGUCUUUGACUGACCGGCCGAUCAGAAACCUGGUUUUCCCACUCCUGGCUGUCUUGACGGCGCUUUGGCUUCGUCCGAUCCUCAAACGAGUACCUGCACCUGAGUUGCCAAGGCUUCAGCUGAAAUCUCUAAAUGGUACUCAGCACUCAAACGACUCAUGCAAGAUCGUUCAUCAUCCUUCAGGUUCGCUGAAGUACUGCGAAGAUCUCUUGCAUUGGAAAGAUGCCGGCGUGGCCAUUGCAAGCUGUGAUCAAGGUCGCCCGGAGUGGAAUACCGUCCUGGGACCACUCAAGAAUCCCGAUCCAAGAGGUCAACUGUUUGUAUACCACAUCCUCGAAAACGAGCCCACUCAGCAAUCCCAUGACCGGGUCUACGAGCUCGAUUUAACUGGCUUUCCGGCCGGUCAAGAUUUCCAUCCGCUUGGUUUGGAGCUUCAUCAGCUCAACAAAAACUCUGCCAGACUCUUCCUGGUCAACCACCGUAGAGAUAGGAGUGUGAUCGAAGUCUUCAAGCUCGAAUUCAACUCGCCAUCUGAAGAUUCAAAGGCUCGAAAGCUAUCUCUCACGUGGGAACGCACAUUGGCUCAUCACUUGAUCUCAACUCCCAACGCUAUUGUCGCAAUCGAUUCGAACUCCUUUCUUGUCACCAAUGACCACUACUUCAAUCGUCGUGCCCACCCCGCCCUUCACAUUCUUGAAACCUGGCUAACUAUCAGGGGUGGUAGUGUGGUAGAAGUAAGAUUCACUGAUCAGCCGAAGGAAAAGCUCCAUAAAACCGACCAUGAUAUCGACGCUGCUGCAUGGGAGAAUGUGGAGGCCUGGAAGACGAUUGAAGGGAUCCCGUUUGCAAACGGCUUAACAUUAAAUCCAAGUAAAUCAACCCUAGUCGUAGCGUGCUCGAUCACUCAAAACCUGUGGUAUUACCACCAAGUCAAGCCUGUGGGCUCGAACCAGCGACUGGCGUUCAAUCCGAUCGGCUCACGAAAGCUCAGCUUUGCGCCCGAUAACAUCCACUUUGAUGGGCCACAAAGGUUGAUCGCUGCUGGUCAUCCCCAUGGCCUGAGCUUGCUCAAAUUCUCAUGGAACCUUCAAAAUGCUAAACCGGCUGGUAGCUCCGUUGCCGUCGUCUUACACUUAUCCGAUCCCGACGAACCAUUGAAUCCUCACCGAACUCAGGUUCAUAACGUCUUGGUCGAUGAUGGCCAGUUCUUCGCCUCUUCGACUAGCGCUAUCAUCAUUCCUAAAUCCGAAUUGAAUCUUCAAUCUGAUUCACGCGUCGAUUCCGAUCAUCCGAAUCCCGAAAAUAAGUUGAUUGUCACUGGACUUUAUCAGACUGGUCUAUUGGAAUGCAAUUUAGCUUCAGCUUGACACCCCAAUCUUCCACCACUUAAUCUUUUUUGUUUGUUACUACACAUACCCAUGUAUUUGACAUGUCUUUCGUCCCAUGAAAUAAUAGAUCAAACACAUACCGGGCGGCUUCAGUUGUGUUUUCCCUGCAGUAUUCAUGCACCUUAUAAAGAUACUCAAAGUCAUGAAGUAGUAAUGAGACUAGCUUAAGCAUUUCAACUCAAGAAAAAUUCAACAAAUGAAAAUUGAUUGGUG